Molecule: messenger RNA, 1839 nt
Organism: Nerophis ophidion (straightnose pipefish)
Lineage: Eukaryota; Metazoa; Chordata; Actinopteri; Syngnathiformes; Syngnathidae
Gene: mea1
Product: male-enhanced antigen 1
Exons: 4
Coding region: 162-665 (167 amino acids)
Biological process (GO): spermatogenesis
Source: RefSeq, a predicted model, not a curated record
UUUUUCGGUCGGUCAGCGCUGUCGCGCAUCUAUUACGUAGCGGGAGGACACGCCCCCAUACGCUAGCCUUGAUGCUAUUGGCCGUGCUAGCUUGGUGCAGCAGCUCGCCUCGCACAAACAGGUGACUUCCAGCCAGGUGUGUUGCAGCGCUGGUUCCCGCCAUGGGACCCGAGCGAGUCUUCCCGACCGCUGAGGACGAGGACAAGAGUCCGUGCGACGGCGGCUUGGUGGCGGGGAGUGUGUGGAGCGGCGAGGAGGAGGAGGAGGGCGGGUUACAAGUGGACGUGGAGGAGGACGACGCCAACAACGCGGCAGAAGGUUACUCGUACCAGCCUCUCAGCCAGGACGGGGACGACGGCGGGGAGGCGCCCUCUCAUGGCGCCAAUCUGCAGAACAGGAUGGAGAUGAUGGGCCUGCACCUCCCCGAAGCCCCGCCCCCCGACAGCGAUGAGGAGGACCCGGUAGUGGCGGCGGCAGAGAGUAGCAACGCCUCCAUUCCAAUGGACGCAGCUCACGUGGAGCUGGUGAAGAGCGCCAUGGCGACGGUGGCGCUGCCGUCGCUGGGCGUCCCGCCGUGGGCCCGGGAGAUCUCCGACGACCAGUGGCGGGACGUCGUGCAGCGCACCCUGCAGAGCCGCCAGCGUACGCGCUUCAACAACACCUGAGUGGACCCCAGGCGGCGUCAGGACGGCAAUGUGACCAAAGCACGUUUGUGAGGAUGGAUUUUUCUGACAUGUCACCUUUUUUGAAAGUCUUAAAGCGGGGAGUCCAAUUUUUUUGACGUGGGGGCCGCAUUGGGCUGAAACCUUUUUACGGGGGCCGAAAGCAUGUGAAGUCAAAUAAUAUAUACACAUAUGUAUUAAGCCUCUACAUGUGUGUGUAUAUUUAUAUAUAUAUAUAUAUGUGUAUAUUAUUAUAGUGCAGUGGUGUGACCAAACUACAGCCCGCAAAUUGUCAUAAAUUCAUCAAAGCGUGGCAAAUUUGCUGCCAUCUUGUGGUCAAUGCAAGUAAAUCGGAUCAAUGACACUUGAAAGAAGCUGGGAAUAAAAGAACAGCAUUAACUUAUAUGACCCAUUCCAAACAACCUUCAUUAGUCAUGGUGCAAAAAAAGAAGAAACAACUAACACAAAACACAAACUGUUCACUGAACUUUGGAUAGGAGAGAAAAUGUCCAAAUACCAUAAACACAUUCACAUUUACACCAAUGUAAAACCAUUGCAAGGCAUGAUGGGAAAAUUGCAAAAUGUUUGGGGGAUUUUAGCUGAUUGAUAAAACUUUAGGGAGGUAGUCACGGAAGUAAACACGGUAGGAGUCCAUUUACUUUACGAGUUACUCUGCUUUUGUCCAAAGUAAAAGUCUGGACACGCUGUUAUAAUGGAUAUACAAUAAAUAUAAUUCGAGUAUUUGAAAGUUUGACUUCUACCUUUUAAAAUUUUGUUAUCAAGCAGCUAAGAUAUACCAAACAUGGAUAAAGUGUUUAGCAAUCUUCCCAUCAUGAAUUGCAGUGGAUGUAAAUACAUUUUUUGUUUGUAAUAUCCACAACAUUAAGUGAGCAUCUGCUGUUGUAUGUUAGCUUUUUGUGCACUAUGAAUGGAAAAGGUAGUGUGGAUUGGGUCAUAACUAAAAAUGCUGUGCACACUUCAAUUUUUAAUUCAUGGUCAGUCCACUGCAUUACUCCCAUUGUCCACAAGAUGGCAGUCCAGUUUUCCUGUUAAACUGGUGAUGUAAUAUUUGUAUUGUGUGUGAGCGUCGAAUGAUUUGCAGGCGAGGGUUAUGUUUCGACUUUGAUGACGAUUAGCAAGAAUAAAUAAAGAAGAUGGUUUCUUUCUCCUGGACAAA